Molecule: messenger RNA, 423 nt
Organism: Caenorhabditis bovis
Lineage: Eukaryota; Metazoa; Nematoda; Chromadorea; Rhabditida; Rhabditidae
Source: the annotation of a GenBank genome assembly
AUGUAUUCAGCAAAUCGUUCCAAUCGGGCGGAGACCAGAAAUCGGACCAAAGACGAACUUCGAAAGGUCAUAAACUCGUUGGAAAAAGUUCGAAGAUGGGAAAAGAAGUUGGUCUUAAUCAAAGAUACAAAUAUUAGAAUAUUUAAAUGGGUUCCAGUGAGCGCCCAGAAUUUGCCACCGCCACCGCCAAAGGUGAAAGCUCAAGACGACGAGAGCAACACAAUGCAGUCGGAAGAUGUUUCCCAAGAUUCGACCAGUGUAAACCAGCUUACCCGGUUUGAUAUUAAUGAAGACUCGAACUUCUCUACAAAUGAUGCAUUUGACAGCGACUCAAACCAAACAUUUGAGCCGCAAAACUACACUGGCGCCGCAAAUGGAUCGACUGAUUUCAGCGAAAUGCGAGACGCUGAAAUGUCGAAGUAA